Bacidia gigantensis is the source of this 1557-nucleotide messenger RNA. RefSeq lists its product as uncharacterized. The record is from RefSeq and is a predicted model, not a curated record. Lineage: Eukaryota; Fungi; Ascomycota; Lecanoromycetes; Lecanorales; Ramalinaceae. Bases 1 to 1557 code for a protein of 518 amino acids. The transcript is spliced from 4 exons.
AUGUCUGGGAACCCCCCGAAGGCCUCAGGGAGCACCCCUAAAUCGCCUAUUGCAUCAGGUUUGACGAGAGCAUCUAACGACAAUAUAAUAGCUCUUACGGGAGCCGCAAAUGUAGGUGCGCAAGCGGCGACCAAGACUGGCUCCGGUAGCAAUGCCAACAAUGGGUCUGGUAAUACUGGAGGAGGCUCGUCUUCCGCCUCGGGAACUCAGCAGUCUAUCGAGAAGGCCUUAAAAGAGAAACUGCCUGAGCUUGAAAGUGACGCAGCUUCUCAAUUUUCCGCUGCAAAAUUCCAUCCACUCAAUCAGCCGUCUGGUGAAUCAACGGCAACACAACAACCACCAUAUGCGUGGAUUCGCGAAGAUAUUGAAGUCUUUGUGAAGACCUAUUUCGAGGAUGAAGCGACUUCAAUCAAAGCACCUUCAAUGAUGCCUGUGGUCGAGAAAUCGCAUCUCAUGAUCAAUGAGGCAGAUGUGGUCCGCGCUUCUGCCCUAUAUUUACUUCAUCCGGUGAACGUAGCUGUCCAGGCUUGGCUUGAAACCAAAAAAGAAACAGCGCCUUUGGAAUGUACUGCAGAGGUCACUGUCGUCAAGAAAGACCCAAAGGAUAACACGAAAGCGGAAACUCGUACCGACGUCGAAUGGAAGCUGAAAGGCUCAGAUAAGGCAUUAGCUGUCCUAGAGUACAAGCGCAAACAUCUGAUAAACCCCAAAGAGAUCCUUGAUGCCGAAUACAAGACAAGUGAGCCAAUCAAACCAUUUAUUGACGAAGUCAAAACGACUGGCGGCAAUAAAACCUACUUCCUUCGGUCUUCCUUCUGGCUUAUCAAACAGGCCACAAGCUACGCAGACAAUCGCCAAGUGAAUGAUGUCUGCCUUUUCGAUUAUGAUACGAUGUUCAUCCUCAAUUAUGCAGGUGGGCUGAAUGCAGAUCCUGCAAAGAAGGGAAAAGCUGCGGUUAAGGGAAAAGGGAAGGAACGUCAAGGAGAUGAUCCCGAGACUUGGCCAUCGGGCAUACUGUAUCAAGAACAAGCAAAGCAGGCUUCGGGGAAGAGCGAUAAAGAUUAUUAUUUUCGCAGCCUACUGACAGCAUUCCUGAUUCGGGCUUACAAGCGCUCGAAGGGCGAGGUCAAAGACCCCCCAAAUAUGACGGUGGAGGUGAGUUGGACGAACAUUGUUUCAUCAACGCUUAACAAGACUGAUGAGUUGAUAGAUCCAAAAAACGGCAAGCAAGGAGGCAGUAAAGCUACAGAUGCUUCAGGCACACCAGGUGGUCCUAGUGGCGAUGGAAAGACCACGCUUCCAUUACACCCAGGCCCGCCAGAUCCCAAUACCAACAAGCCUUCAGGGACCAACAAACCUCCAGACGCUAACAAGCCUGCAGACGCCAAUAAGCCUGCUGAUGCCAAUAAGCCCGCAGAUCCUGCUAAAGGCACAGGCAGCUCCACCGGAGGCACUGGUAGCUCCACCGGAGGCACUGGUAGCUCCACCGGAGGCAAAGGCAGCUCCACCGGAGGCAAGAAACCAAGCGGGGGCAAAAAGCCAGGCAAGAAACCCUAG